Molecule: messenger RNA, 294 nt
Organism: Caenorhabditis briggsae
Lineage: Eukaryota; Metazoa; Nematoda; Chromadorea; Rhabditida; Rhabditidae
Exons: 3
Coding region: 1-294 (97 amino acids)
Source: RefSeq, a predicted model, not a curated record
AUGCCUAUUCGUAUUCUCUCCUUUCCUAUCGCGGUUCUUCAAAAUGCUCUAGAGUGUAUGGAUAUUCGCGAUUUAGUUGCCUUCUCUCGAAAGGACAAUCAUGUUCAAAUUUUGGUCAGCAGCAGAAAUUCGAAUGCGGAGCCCCGAAUGGAACGAAUUCAUCAAAGAUUCAUCGUCAGUUUAUUAUCGAGCUCUUGUGCAAAAUCAGCCGUUCCAGUCUACAUCAUCUUCGCAUCCUGGUCCGCAGAAGAGUCAAAUGCAUUUGAUGAAAUUUCGAAAAAGGAGAAAUACUAG